AUGGCGGAGCUGAGCUAUAUAUUUAACUUUCUUUUAAAGUGGAAUUUGGUUUGCAAAAACUACUGGAAAAUUCCCUUGGAGCAAGUGGGCUACUCCAUUGGAUGGGCUGUUGGAUUCUUGACCCUUGGAACUGUUGUAGAUGGACUGGGCCGUCGAAGUACAUUCAUUCUUUCUGUAGUUGGAGUAAUUGUUCUGCACGUUGGAAUCUCAGUCUCUGUGGAUUUCAUCAUGUUUCUUGUAUUUCGAAUGUUCAGUGGGAUAGCAUUGGCGGGACUCUUCCUGUCUGCAUAUGUUGCAAGGUUGGAAAUGUGUGACCCGCCACACCGACUGGUGAUCAUGAUAACUGCAUCGAUCUGCACAGUGGUUGGAGAGAUGCUGCUGCCAGGUUUAGCUGAACUAUGCAGAAACUGGAGAAUUUUGCAAGGUGUUGUCACUACCCCUUUCCUAAUACUACUCCUCUAUUGGUGCAUUCCAUCCAUGUUCCCUGAAUCGCCACGUUGGCUCCUUGCAACCAGACAGAUUGGGAAGUGUAAGCAAAUACUACAAGGCAUAGCAAUUGGUAAUGGUGUCAAUGUGGAAGAUGAAUUAUACACCCAAUGCAAUUUGUUUAAUGAGAUGAAUUCUGUGUUUGAAAAGCCUACACAAUUUCGUUCAUAUACAUUUUGUGAUAUGACCACUGCACGAACUACUUGGAAGAACAUCUUGAUAUUAGGAUUCACCACGUUCAUUGGCAAUGGAAUUCAACAUUGCUUUUCCCAAAAUCUUGUUGGUUAUAGCCCCAACUUCUACUUGAAGUAUUUUGUCAUUGCUGGUGCUGAAGGUGUAGCCCUGGUUUUCCUAUAUUUUACUGUGAACAAGUUUGGGCGACGUGGCAUUCUGCUCUUCUCGACAAUCUUCACUGGGUUGUCAUCGCUAUUAUUGCUUGCUCUUAUACAGUAUUUGCAUAAAGGUGUUCAUCUGACUCUUUCCAUCCUGGGCCUUGUUUCAGCUUGUUCCGUUAGUAUAUUGAGCAUAUUUUUUGCCAGUGAGGUUGUCCCAACAGUUGUUAGAGGUGCCACUUUAGGCCUCAUCAUGGCAACAGGUUGCAUUGGCAAAGCAACAUCCCCAAUCAUGGAUCUCCACAAUAAACAUGGCUACUUUCUUCAUCAUGUAGUUUUUGCCUCUUUUGCUGUCCUCUCAGUGUUGUGCAUCAUGUUGCUUCCAGAAAGCAAACGGAAACCACUGCCAGAUUCUAUAAAAGAUGGUGAAAAUCAGAGACGUCCUCCGAUGUUAUUGUUCAGAAACAAGGAUAGAGUUCCUUUGCUGCAUUCAAAACAGAAUGGCAAUUAUAAUCCGGAAAGCUAUUCCAAGCUUGUUACAUCUACCAAGAAAGUGUUGGCCAAUAACAUUCCUAUUCAGUCACAAGAUCCCACAAGAGGAAGUGUGAUCAAGAAGACCCAAGAAUCAGCAAUCUAGCCAGGCUUCAGGGUACAUGAGGAAAUAUAAAAAAUACUCUCUUGCUGUUUCAUAUUCUGCACCACAGUAACCAGUAUUUUAUCAAUUGCUGCAUUUGUAUGUUCUAAGAUCUGAUUGGGAUAGUUUUGCAAACUGUUUAACAUGGUUACUUUUCUCUGAAGUUUAAUUUUCAAGCACAAGUAUAGUUUCAAAAGAUGUAUAAUUAUGUUGAUAGAUUGUAAAUUGAGAUUUGGGGUUAAUAGCAUAAAUAUUGAAUGCAUUUUGGGUUAUGUACAUCAGUAGUCAAUUAUGAAAAAAACCAUGUUUGCGCCAUAUUGCUUUUUGCAAAUAUUUACAAUGCAGUUUUGAUUAUUGCUGUCUUUUUUUUCUCUAGUCUACCUAGUCAUAAAAUCUAUUUUUUAUCAACUAUGGUGUCAGAUUGCUAAGUGUGUUACCAUUUUAGUAUAUCAGCCUGGGCUGAAUAAUGUUUGAAAUUCUUUUGGUUUGCUGAGAUCUAAUUUCUUGCUCCUUUAUAAUACAAGACCAAAUGUUUUUGUGGACGUUUUACUGAUAGCAAGCAAAACGGUUAAACUUAUCUAAUUGCUUAUUGUAUGCCAACUUAUUGGCCCAUUUUAUUAAUUAGUUUAGUUUAGAGAUACAGGGUGGAAACAGGCCCUUCGGCCCAUUGAGUCCAUGCCAACCAUCACCCAUACACUAGUUCUAUGAUAUCCUAGUUUCACAUCCUACAUACUAGGGACAAUUUUACAGAAGCCACUUAACUUGCAAACCUGUACAUCUUUGGAAUGUGGGAGGAAAUCUGAACACCCGGAGAAAACCCACGCGGUCACAGGGAGAAUGUACAAACUUCAUACCGGCAGCACCUGUCGUCAGAAUCAAAUUCAGGUCUUUGGCGUUGUUAGGCAGUAACUCUACCUCUGUGUCACUGUGGCACCCCCAAAUGUAGAUUUAAAUUAGAUUUUACUUCGGAGUCACGUGAGUGAUUCCGUGAAGAACCCAGCUCUACUGCGCAUGCGGCAUUACGCACAGCUGUGCAGAACGCGGCCAGCGGGAGUCGGGCAGCUCCCGCAUCCAGGGACGAGAGGUAAGUACUUGCCUUAAUCGGGCCUUGUGGUUUUUGCUCCAGGGGGAGCAAAGUAGAGAGGCAUGGUGAGCGGCCCCAUUUCGACUCCAGCGUGGAGCCGACAGUGGACGGGCAAAAGGCGCUACCCGGACCCCAAACGCUGCGGACCGCUGCAAGGAGCUGCGCUAAUGCCGGUCCGCUGAACAGCUGUUUGGUAACAGCAGCGGACCGGCGGGAAGUUUAAAAACCCGACCGGCAGCCCUGCAGACUCCUGACAUAGAGUAUCGCCGCCCGGGAACCGCCACAAUGCCGCCUGGAAAACGGCAGGCAGCCUCUACAGACAGGUAAGAGAAAAAUCUUCCCAAUUCAACAGGUUCUACAGGAGCCAACUUCCUCCAAAACUGGAACAGGUUGGAGAAGGCAAAAAUAAGUAUGUCUGUCUCCCCAAGCCAGAGGAGGUCAUGGAGUUCACCUCCAGGAAUAAAGGGGCACUGGCUGAAUGCCAAGGGAGCUGACUCCUACCCCAGUGCUAUUGCACUAGCCAUCUCCCUUGUCGAGGGAUUGAUGCAACAGCGGAGUUUGAGCUAUGCCUCCUCCAAUUUAUAGCACACCCUUUUGCUCCCUCUUUUGAGGCUAGCUAAGGAGGCCAGGGCUGGGCUGGCUUAAAUGCUGGGCAGGCGGACGAGAACAGCAGUAUGCCAGGGGAGCAGGAUCAGGAAGAGCUACUGGGUGUCGUGGGCCACUACAUGGCUCCUCCACGCGACCAUCUUCCCAACAAAGCCCUGCAGGAGCAGGCCUUUCCAGAGGCAAAUCCGCAGGCAGCUGGGUCAGCAGACUCGCAGACAAGCAGCGAAUUCUACAGUAGGGUCAAGAUGUUACCGCCUUUGCUCGUUUUUUCCACGGAUUAUACUCUCCCAGGAUGAGACUAUCCCAUUGCACUACCAGGGUGCUGAUGCCUAAGAUGUUCCCAAAUUUGGGAUACUCGACUGAACAAUGGUGCAUAUAGACCUGCCCGCAACCCCAAAUAUAUGGGGCUAUGCAAACCGCUGCUGCAGGAAGAGAGGCAGCUAAACCUGUGUGCCUCAUGAAGGCAGGCCAUGGAACGAGCAGGACAUCGCAUCCAACACCCAGCUGGCAGCACCCCUCGGCAUCCACCAGCGAUAUCAAACAAGGACUGGUGAAAGCCUGGCGACCGCUUCACAUUACCCCCAAAGUUCUUUUUAGACGGGGCCCAGAGCGGAGCCAUGGGAAAAUGCGCCGCCCCACCGACAGCACCAGCAUACCAGCAAACUACGCCUUCAUGAAAAAACAACAAACAUGGAGGUAGGAAGUCUGGUUCCUCCCAGUUUACACUAAACAAGGGUGUUCUACUAACUGCGGGGGGGGGGGGGCAUUUACACUUGUUAAUAAAGCAUGGGAUGCUGUCACAAAUAACUAAAAUAUACUCAACAGUAUUAGAGGAUAAAAACGAAUUCAAAUUGGGCAUAUUACCGCCAGUUCAGCAAUGCGCCCAAAGGGCACUUUCUCCCUCUAAGAAAAGAGAAGUGAGAAGGUCAAGCUGAACUAGAAAGGCUCAUUACUAAACGGAUCAUGGGAGUAAACAUGAACCAUUGGAAACUACAAAAGAUGGUGAAUGUAGCAUCAUCAUUGAUCUAAUAUCACUAAAAUAAAUCUGUUGAGUAUAUAUACACUUUAAGAUGGAGAUGGGUUUUUGUCACUGCCAGGCAUCUGAUCUCCCAAGGAUACCUAAGGGGAGCAUUGAUAUGGAAGAUGCUAACUAUCUUAUACCCAUACACUAGGAUCAUUAUAGAUACCUAAAAAUUUUACCUGGAUAAUGGAUAUCCCGGUUAGGGCAACCAUAGGAGCAUAGAGCAGUCCCUAUGGUCUAACUUCUGCCCUAAAACUAUUAUAAAUAUCAAACGGCCAUGGAAAUAUUAAGAAAACAAGCAUAAUCAUGGCAUAUAUUGGAUGAUAUCCUCAUAUUAGGGGAAACAAAGGAAUUAGCUGUGGCAGCAGUUCUAGCUACGAAACAGCUCCCUAAGCUCUGAGGUUUAUCCCACGCCCAGAUAAACCAGUAUUGAAGCGUUAACUACCAAGGAUUAUCUGGGCUUCAAUAAUAAUUCCGUCCAUAUGACUGUUACUUUGCCAAGGUACUUGGGUCACUAUAAUCAAAUCAUGAAUUAACCCACUGAAGCUAUAUCACAACUAAGGUGGUGGGUAGACAUCUAUUUGGCAUAGUUUUCAGCCCUAUUAUCAUCACCAAUCCCAAUUUGGUUAUUAAAAACCGAUGCCAAUACUUUAGGCUGGGGAGCAACUAAACUCCAUAUCCAGCACAGGUAACAGAUGGACCAAUUCACAAACAUUGUUACUACACAUACCGGGCAUCAACUACUUGGGAUUGGUGAGCGCCUAUUGGGCUAAAAAACAUAUGCAUUUCAAAUGCAGCACGUACAUAUGUGGUUACGGAUUGAUAAUACUAUGGUGGUGGCUUAUAUCAACCAUAUGGGGAGCAUAA
Leucoraja erinaceus (little skate) is the source of this 5030-nucleotide messenger RNA. Its product is annotated as putative solute carrier family 22 member 31. Gene Ontology annotation, cellular component: membrane. The coding region runs from base 1 to 1455 and encodes 484 amino acids. Gene Ontology annotation, biological process: transmembrane transport. Gene Ontology annotation, molecular function: transmembrane transporter activity. The record is from RefSeq and is a predicted model, not a curated record. The transcript is spliced from 9 exons. Lineage: Eukaryota; Metazoa; Chordata; Chondrichthyes; Rajiformes; Rajidae.